Molecule: messenger RNA, 1787 nt
Organism: Dinoponera quadriceps
Lineage: Eukaryota; Metazoa; Arthropoda; Insecta; Hymenoptera; Formicidae
Gene: AkhR
Product: vasopressin V1a receptor-like
Exons: 6
Coding region: 458-1585 (375 amino acids)
Biological process (GO): G protein-coupled receptor signaling pathway
Cellular component (GO): membrane
Molecular function (GO): vasopressin receptor activity; peptide binding
Source: RefSeq, a predicted model, not a curated record
GCCACUUCGCGAUAUCGGCUCGCUCGCGUUACAUACGACGGAAACGCGGAAAUCGCGCGGAUUUCUUGAAGGAUCGGCGACGACGACCGCAGGUGUCUCGGCCUGACCCCGCGCCGCGGCGAAUACCACUGGGAACGCAUCCAUCUCGGCGGUUGACGUUAAAGUGUGUUUGAUCAUCCGUUCGGCGCACGCCACGACAAUAUUUUUAAAACAAGUAUUCCGCGUUGUGUUGUGUCGGAACCAACGUUGUUACGGCACCGCCGGAAGUCCGUAUGAAUAUUCAAGCGACGGUACGCGACGAGUUUCACGUCGCACGCUCGUAGACGUAGCGCGGAAUCAGCACGACGCGCGAUCUUCGGGAGGUUCUGUCUUCUUUCGCUCGUGUUUCCCGGGUUAUCGGCCGGAUGAGAAGGCGCGAGGCAGGUUAAAGCGCGCGGAGGAUUCCCGAAGAGGAGAUAUGUCGGACGAUUUGAACUCGACGUCGUCGCCGCCGUCGGCGUCCGAGCAGACACCGGUGGAUGGCAGGAACGAGGACCUCGCCAAGUGGGAAAUCGCACUGCUGACCAGCAUAUUUCUCAUCACCCUCAUCGGCAACACCCUGGUCCUGCUCGCGCUCUACGCCAGGAAACGUCGUCAGCGGCGCAAGUUCAGCAGGAUGUACUUCUUCAUCCUGCACUUAUGCAUCGCCGAUCUGUUGACGGGCCUGUUUGACGUCCUGCCGCAGCUCGCCUGGGACAUUACGUUCAGAUUUCAGGGCGGAGCGGUGCUCUGCAAGCUGAUCAAGUUCGGUCAGCCGUUCGGCAUCUACCUCAGCUCCUACAUCCUGACGGUGGCCGCGGUGGACAGGUAUUACGCCAUUUGCCACCCCUUCAGUUACUGCAGCGUCACGUCCAGGAGAUCGAAAAUGAUGGUGUACGUCGUCUGGCUGCUCGCCGUUGUGCUUUGCGUGCCGCAGGUCUUCAUAUUCUCGUAUCAGGAAAUUUCGCCGAACGUUUGGGACUGUUGGGCCACGUUUAACGUGAAGUACGGCGAGAGGUCUUACGUCACCUGGUACAGCGUGACGCAGUUCCUACUGCCUUUCAUCGUGCUCGUGUACACGUACACGAGGAUAUGCAUCACGAUAUGGACGAGCAAUAAGAUGUCGGGAGUGGUCGAUCUUAGAAAGGGCAACAAGGCCAGUUUCUCGCAACGGAAUCGCGACCCUUUCAUCUCAAAAGCGCUGAUCAACACCGUGAAACAGACGAUCAUCGUGGUCAUUCUGUACAUCGUCACCAGCACCCCUUUCAUCGGAUGCCAGCUCUGGGCGACAUGGGAUCCCGGAGCCGCGACCUCGCCGUUUCACACCGAAGCUGCCUUCACCAUUCUAUGUCUGUUAAAUAGUCUCACGAGUUGUAUUAAUCCUUGGAUUUACUUCGCGUUCAACAGAGAGUUGCGCUCUGCGUUGACGAACUUGUUCUUCAAAAGGAAGGAUUACUCGCCGGCCUACGACGCGGUCGCGCAACAGAACGCGUCGGACGCAGCUUCCACCACGUCGUCGUUUAUCUCCAGAAUCUCGCGACUCGCGAGUUCAAAGAUAUUUGGAUGAAAACGCACGAAAUAAAGUUUGCAUUUUGAGGAGGACUGUUUUGAAUAUAAAGAAUACACUGUGAAUAGUUGAUGCGCGACACACGCGCACAGAGACACACGUAUACUACGUGCGGCGGCAGAUGUGUAAACGCGUUCGAUACGACAUCGCGCAGAGACGUGCGAUUACUUUGUACGAGAAUUUUUCAAUGAAACUUGUUGAA